AUGUCUUUGGAAGAAUUCGACGAAGUUAAAUAUGACCAUUCAACCAAACGUCUAGAUACCCCAUCCAGAUAUCUAUUGCGCAAGGCAAGAAGAAACCCUAAUGGGUUACAAGAACUACGCGAGUCAAUGAAAUCCUCCACUAUUUAUGUAGGGAAUCUCUCCUUUUAUACAUCUGAGGAACAAAUUUACGAAUUAUUUAGCAAGUGUGGUACGAUAAAAAGAAUAAUCAUGGGCCUGGAUCGUUUCAAGUUUACGCCAUGUGGCUUUUGUUUCAUUAUAUAUAGUUGCCCAGAUGAAGCAUUGAAUGCGGUAAAAUAUUUGUCGGAUACAAAAUUAGACGAAAAGACAAUCACCAUUGAUCUGGAUCCUGGUUUCGAAGAUGGAAGACAAUUUGGUCGUGGUAAGAGUGGUGGUCAAGUCAGUGAUGAAUUGAGGUUUGACUUUGAUGCAUCCAGAGGUGGGUUUGCAAUUCCAUUUGCAGAACGUGUUGGCGCACCUCACUCCAGAUUUGAUAAUAGCGGUAACUCACAAUCAAAUACAAAUAAUUAUAUUCCCCCUCCUGAUGCAAUGGGUACUUUUAGACCCGGCUUUGAUGAAGAAAGAGAAGAUGAUAACUAUAUACCUCAGUAA
This is a messenger RNA of Saccharomyces mikatae IFO 1815, 630 nucleotides long. It is a transcript of the gene CBC2, whose product is annotated as nuclear cap-binding protein subunit CBC2. Gene Ontology annotation, molecular function: RNA cap binding. Gene Ontology annotation, cellular component: nuclear cap binding complex. Gene Ontology annotation, biological process: mRNA cis splicing, via spliceosome. The transcript has a single exon. Bases 1 to 630 code for a protein of 209 amino acids. NCBI's taxonomy places the organism in Eukaryota, Fungi, Ascomycota, Saccharomycetes, Saccharomycetales, Saccharomycetaceae. The record is from RefSeq and is a predicted model, not a curated record.